AUGCAGAACAACUCCAACAGUAAUAGUAAUUUAAAAGUUUCGGACAUAGACCCAAACCCUAAGGAUGCUGAGGACAAAAAAGAAAGUACAUAUAACUUUGUUGAAGUGCUACCUCCAGAACUUACUUGUAAAAUUUUCAGUCUUCUGGACAUUCAGAGUUUCUGCAGAGCUUCACAGACAUGUCACAGGUGGAAUGAUAUCAUAAGAAACACUGAUUUCUUAUGGAAACCCCAUUGCUUAAUAUGGGUGGCUCAAGAAGAUAGAGAUAAAAAGAGACAAAAUGGUUAUUCCUGGAGGGACAUACUACUGACGAAUGAAGAGAGCAAAGUGAAGAUUGGAUGGCUAAUUGGCAGAUACAGUAACUAUACUCCUGAUAGCCAAUUAGAAAAUAUCAUGUGUCCAGUGGAUGCAGACACAUGGGGGAAAUUUUUUGAAGCAGAAUGUCAAAGACAAUAG
Messenger RNA from Sorex fumeus (smoky shrew), 456 nucleotides. It is a transcript of the gene FBXO48, whose product is annotated as F-box protein 48. Gene Ontology annotation, molecular function: protein binding. The record is from RefSeq and is a predicted model, not a curated record. Lineage: Eukaryota; Metazoa; Chordata; Mammalia; Eulipotyphla; Soricidae. Gene Ontology annotation, biological process: SCF-dependent proteasomal ubiquitin-dependent protein catabolic process. The transcript has 2 exons. Gene Ontology annotation, cellular component: SCF ubiquitin ligase complex. The coding region runs from base 1 to 456 and encodes 151 amino acids.